AUGGCGAAGCAGCGGCCAGUGAGGUUGGGCGCGGGUUGUUUGCUGCUGCAGCUGCAGCAGCUGCUGCAGCAGCAAGCAGCAGAGCUACAGUCAACCCCACCAUCGCUGCUGCAGCAGCACGUGCAGCAGUGUCUUGCUGCGCUGCAGCAGGGGCGGGACCCGCAGCAGCGACAGCUCGCGCUGCUGCUGCUGGAGAGCUUUCAAGCGGACCCAACGGUGAGAGCUGCUUACCUUCAGUCGCUAACAGAUGAAUCCCCUGCGGUGCGUCGAGUUGCUGCGAGGCGGCUGCUGCUGCUGCAGCAGAAACCUCUGCAGCAGCAGCAGCAGCAGCAGCAGCAGCAGCAACAGCAGCAACAGCAGAAGCAAGAGACGCAGGUGCUGCAGCAGACCGAUGUACCGCAGAAGGAGGAGAAGGGCCAGGAGCAGCAGCAACAGCAACAGCAACAGCAGCAGCAGCAGCAGCAGCAGCAGCAGCAGCAGCAGCAGACGGAGACAGAAGAAGCCCCCCUUGAGCUGCAGGCGAGGGCAUUCGAUGCUGCUGCGGAGGUUCGAGCGGCCCUCUACAGCAAGCUCUCCACGGCUGAGGGGUCGCUGACCCCACAGAAGCGCGCGGAGCUGCUGCUGGUUGGGUUGAAUGACAGAGCGGCUUCGGUGCGGGGGAGCUGCCUCAAGAUGCUGCGCGCCUGGGUGCAGCAGCGGGACCUGCUGCUGCAGCUGCAGCAGCAGCAGCAGCAGCAACAGCAGCAGCAAGAACAGCAGCAGCAGCAGAAGCGGGAGGGACAGGAGCAGCAGCAGGAGGGUCAGCAGCAACCGGAGGAGGAGAUGCUGCAGGAUGCUUUAGAGGACAAGCAUCAGCAUCAGCAGCAGCAGCAGCAGCAGCAGAAAGAGCAGCAGCAGCAGCAGCAAGAGCAGCAAGAGCGGCAGCAGUUUGCUGCUGCAUGCGGCGGCCUCGUUGCUUUUAUAGAAGAUCUGGGGGAGUGUCUGCCAGCAGCAGAAGGAGCUGUUGAGCUCGCAGUCAAAGAAAUACUUAUGGCGUUUCCUAACGAUAGUAAUGCUGCUGCUGCUGCUGCUGCUGCUGCUGCUGUUGGUGGUGGUGGUGGUGGUUCUGUUGGUGCUGCUGCUGUUGCUGCUGCUGCUGUUGCUGCUGCUGGUGGUGGUGGUGGUGGUGGUGGUUCUGUUGGUGCUGCUGCUGCUGCUGCUGCUGCUGCUUCUGUUGCUGCUGCUGCUGCUGUUGGUGGUGGUGGUUCUGUUGGCGCAGCAGCAGGGAUUCGGCGGUUGCUGGAGCGGCGCGGGGCGAAGUGUCUGAGCGAGUUGACCCCAGGGGCAGUCUUCUUGCUUCGGGUGUAUGCGGAGCACAUGGCGACGCCAGCAGAGCGUAGCAACAUCGACAUUUCACAGUUGCAUGAGCUGUUGAUGCGGCUGCUGAAGGCGGCGCAGCAGGUGGAGCAGCAGCAGCUGCUGCUGCUGCAGCAGAUGGCAUCUGCUGCUGCUCCUGACGCAGCAUGCGAGGCUUCACUGCUCGAAGCCCAGAGGGAGGCGGAAAGCCACCAACUGACACUGCUGGGUUGUGUGCGGCAGCUGCUGCUGCUGGCUUGCUGCUGCGGCAUUUCGUCUCCAGACACAGACCGUCUCCUUGAGGAGGCAUGCGAGCUAACACUAGCCACUGCUCCCCUCGUUGACGUGCGUCGGUUGCUGCUGGGUAACUUGAGCCCCGCGGAGCAGAGCAUUUUCCCUUGGCCCAACCGUGGCAGCAGCAGCAGCAGCAGCAGCAGCAACAGCAACAGCAGCAGCAGCAGCAGCACAACCACUGUUCAGGGAGGCUAUUCUUUGUGGCCCGCAUACUGGUUAAGUAAUACUGCUGCUGCUGCUGCAGUGCAGCUGCUGCUGCAGCUGCAGCACCGGCAGCAUCAGCAGCAGAUCGAGGCUGAGUGUGGCCUCACAGCAAAAAUAUGUUCGUGUCUAGCGGAGCUGCAUGAGCCCCUUGAAACGGGGUCAGAUGAAGCCGUGCUGCAGGAGUUGUGUAGCGGGUCUGAGGGUGACCCCUUUGGCUUCAAUCCUCGGCUGUGCAGCACGCAGCUGCUGCAGCAGCAGCAGCUGCUGCUGCAGCACCGUCUCGUGGCGCUGCAGCAGAAAGCAGUAGAACUGGCGGAGCUUCUGCAGCAGCAGCAGCAGCAGCAGCAGCACACACGCAAAAAACAAAAGCAGCAAGGAGACAGCCAGGUGCUGCGGGCGCUGCAGCAGCAAAUCAACAACAGCCAACAGACAUACGGCCGUCUGGCUCCUGUAUAUCUCAUCAUCACCAACGAGCUGCAUCAGCGAAUGUCUUGGAUUCACCAGCAGCAGCAGCAGCAACAGCAGCAGCAGCAGCAGCAGCAGCAAGGAAUGCUGGCAAAGAAGCAACAAAACAUGGAGGGAUUGUCUCUAUAG
This is a messenger RNA of Eimeria mitis, 2427 nucleotides long. RefSeq lists its product as uncharacterized. Gene Ontology annotation, molecular function: protein serine/threonine kinase activity. Gene Ontology annotation, biological process: intracellular signal transduction; positive regulation of apoptotic process. Gene Ontology annotation, cellular component: nucleus. The transcript is spliced from 9 exons. Bases 1 to 2427 code for a protein of 808 amino acids. NCBI's taxonomy places the organism in Eukaryota, Apicomplexa, Conoidasida, Eucoccidiorida, Eimeriidae. The record is from RefSeq and is a predicted model, not a curated record.